Morus notabilis is the source of this 1141-nucleotide messenger RNA. Its product is annotated as WAT1-related protein At2g37460. Gene Ontology annotation, cellular component: plasma membrane. The transcript is spliced from 7 exons. Lineage: Eukaryota; Viridiplantae; Streptophyta; Magnoliopsida; Rosales; Moraceae. Bases 2 to 1141 code for a protein of 379 amino acids. The record is from RefSeq and is a predicted model, not a curated record. Gene Ontology annotation, molecular function: transmembrane transporter activity.
CAUGAUGAAGAAGCUUCAGUUUGUAAGAUUGUUUGAGAGAUCAAAGCCUUUCCUCGGUGUUGUGUUCUUGCAAUUCGGGUUUGCAGGGAUGGAUGUUCUGUCCAAGGCCGCGCUAAACCACGGGAUGAGCAAUUACGUCCUCGUCGUCUACCGCCAUGCUGUCGCCACCGCCGUCAUUGCUCCUUUUGCGGUCGUUCUGGACAAGAAAGUAAGGCCAAAGAUGACACUUCCAAUUUUCUUAAAGAUAGUAGCCCUGAGCUUGCUAGAGCCAGUUAUUGACCAGAACUUAUAUUUCAUGGGAAUGAAGUACACAACAGCAACCUUUGCAGCUGCUAUGACUAAUAUUCUUCCGGCCAUUACCUUUGUAAUGGCCUGCAUUCUUGGGCUUGAGAAAGUAAAAAUAAAGAGCAUACGGUCCCAAGCAAAGGUGGUUGGGACCACAGCGACGGUUGCGGGAGCGAUGGUGAUGACAGUGAUGAAAGGCCCUAUUUUGGACUUGUUUUGGACAAGAGGAACCCGUGUCGACGAAGCUCGAUCGGGCGGGAUAAGUCUUUCGCAUUCUAUAAAGGGUUCCUUGAUGAUCACGGUUGGCUGCUUUAGCUGGGCUUGUUUCAUGAUUCUACAGGCAAUCACACUAAAAACGUACCCCGCUGAGCUCUCGCUUACGGCUUGGAUAUGCCUGUUGGGCACGCUGGAGGGGACCGCGGUGGCUUUGGUCAUGGAAAGAGGAAAUGCUUCUGUUUGGUCUCUCAAAUGGGACACCAAACUAAUGGCAGCUCUCUAUAGUGGCGUAGUGUGUUCAGGACUAGCUUAUUAUAUUCAAGGAGUUAUUAUGAGAGACAGAGGCCCUGUUUUCGUGACAGCUUUUUGUCCGCUGUGCAUGGUUAUUGUUGCAAUUAUGGGCUCCUUAUUUUUGGCUGAGCAGCUCUAUCUUGGCAGGGUAAUUGGCGCUACUAUCAUAAUUGUGGGGUUGUACCUUGUUGUGUGGGGUAAAAGCAAAGACUACAAAUCCUCAACGACAAGCCUGGAUGAGCCAAUAUCACAGGAGUCUAAGCACAUCUCAGACCCAGAUUCGAAUCAUCAAGUGGUCACUAUUAAUCCAUCUGCCAGUGCUAUUGAACUACAAAUAAACAAAUCAUGA